CGUGGUAUAGAUCGUAGUAAGGACUCCACUCAUCACAUUCAUAUCCAACAACAAACUACAUACUAGCAUGAAGAUGUUCAUGACUGGGAGGCUCAUCUUGCUGCUGGCUACCCUCGCCCUCGCCGGGGCGGCGGUCGCGGAAGCCGCGGAGUGCGGCAACGAAGCCGGCGGGAUGCUGUGCCCGAGCAACCUGUGCUGCAGCAGCUCGGGGUACUGCGGCCUGGGCCGGCAGCACUGCAGCGACGGGUGCCAGAGCGGCGCGUGCUACCCCAACAAGAGGUGCGGCGCCGCGGCCGGCGGCGCCACCUGCGACGCCAACCAGUGCUGCAGCUCGCUGGGGUACUGCGGCUUCGGCGUCUACUACUGCGGCGACGGGUGCCAGAGCGGGGCGUGCCGCGCCGACGCCGAGUGCGGCGGCGGCAAGGUGUGCGGCGACAACCUGUGCUGCAGCAGCUGGGGGUACUGCGGGCUGGGCCCCGAGUUCUGCGGCACCGGCUGCCAGACCGGCGCCUGCUACGACAUGCCCUCGGCCUCUCGCGCGGCGCGCCUGGCCGAAGCAGCCAUCAUCCUGUCCUCCUGAGCGCUGCCUCCGACCACAUAUAUGCGUGUCCCUUCUAGUGAAUAUAAAUAAAUAAUGUCUCGAUCAGGGAUGCUAGCUGAUCGAUCGUCGUCGAUCGACGUACAACAUCCAUGCAGAUGAACAUGUAUGGUUUGAUAAGUUCCCAGCAGCUACUGUAGUUCUGCUCUCGUGCUUUUUGACAAAAAUAAUAUAAAGUCCUGCUUGUGAUUUAUAAGGAAUAACAUCAUAAUAUUAGCUA
Panicum virgatum (switchgrass) is the source of this 818-nucleotide messenger RNA. Its product is annotated as agglutinin isolectin 1-like. The coding region runs from base 68 to 580 and encodes 170 amino acids. The transcript has a single exon. NCBI's taxonomy places the organism in Eukaryota, Viridiplantae, Streptophyta, Magnoliopsida, Poales, Poaceae. Gene Ontology annotation, molecular function: chitin binding. The record is from RefSeq and is a predicted model, not a curated record.